AGAACCAGAGCUGGCCUGCAGACAGCCAGUCAGACCAGCUCUGUACGAGCAGAUAGUGGUCUUCAGGAGGUUUUAGAUGAACAUAGGCUCAGUCUGAGGAGGAGAUGUGAACGUGUGACUGAAGGAACUGAUGAAAGUGAAACCCUCCUCAACAGCAUCUUCACUGAGCUCUACAUCACACAAGGACAGAGUGAAGAGGUUAAUACCCAACAUGAGGUGAGGCAGCUGGAGACAGCUUCCAAGAAAGAGACCCUCCAUGAAACUCCAAUCAAGUGCCAGGACAUCUUUAAAGCCUUACCUGACCAACAGACUCUCAUCAGAGCGGUCCUGACCAACGGAGUCGCUGGAGUUGGAAAAACCUUCUCAGUGCAGAAGUUCACUCUGGACUGGGCCGAGGGUUUGGAAAACCAAGAUGUCCGUCUGGUGAUCCCGCUCUCCUUCAGGGAGCUGAACCUGAUCAAAGGUGAGCAGUACAGUCUUCUCAGGCUGCUCCAUGUUUUCCAUCCAACCUUACAGAAGGUCACAGCAGAGCAGCUGGCUGUCUGCAAAGUGCUGCUCAUCUUUGACGGCCUGGAUGAAAGCAGACUUUCUCUGGACUUCAGAAACAAUGAGGUUGUGUCUGAUGUCUCACAGCAGUCCUCAGUCAACGUGCUGCUGACAAACCUCAUCAGGGGGAAGCUGCUUCCCUCGGCUCUCGUCUGGAUAACUUCCAGACCUGCAGCGGCCAAUCAGAUCCCUCCUGAGUGUGUGGACAGGGUAACAGAAGUACGAGGCUUCACUGACGCCCAGAAGGAGGAGUACUUCAGGAGGAGAUCGAGUGAUGAAGACCUGUCCAGCAGAAUCAUCUCUCACAUCAAGAGCUCCAGGAGCCUCCACAUCAUGUGUCUGAUCCCAGUCUUCUGCUGGAUCACUGCUGCAGUUCUGGACCACAUGUUGACUACAGACCAGAGAGGAGAGCUGCCCCAGACCCUCACUGACAUGUACUCACACUUCCUGCUGGUCCAGACCAAGAGGAAGAAGCAGAAGUAUGAAGAGGGACAUGAGACGAGUCCACAGCAGCUGACGGAGGCUGACAAGAAGGUUCUUCUGAAGCUGGGGAGGCUGGCGUUUGAACAUCUGGAGAAAGGAGACAUCAUGUUCUACCAAGAAGACCUGCAGCGCUGUGGUCUUGAUGUCACCGAGGCCUUGGUGCACUCAGGAGUUUGUACAGAGAUCUUCAAAAGAGAGAGUGUGAUCUUCCAGAAAACAGUCUACUGCUUUGUUCAUCUGAGCAUUCAGGAGUUUCUGGCUGCAGUCUACAUGUUGCACUGUUACACCAACAGAGACACAGAGGUACUGAAGGACUUCCUGCACAGAGACUGGCCGUAUGAGAACAGUAACAACAGUGAUCAGGAUUACCCAUCCCUGGAUGUCUUUCUAAAAGGAGCCAUGGCGAAAUCCCUCAGAAGUAGAAAUGGCCACCUGGACCUGUUUGUCCGCUUUCUCCACGGCCUCUCUCUGGAGUCCAACCAGAGACUGUUAGGAGGCCAGCUGGGUCGCACAGACAACCAUCCAGAAAUCAUCCAGAGAGCCAUCAAUAACCUGAAGGAGAUGAGAAGUGAUGAAGUCUCUCCUGACAGGAGCAUCAACAUCUUCCACUGUCUGACAGAGAUGAAGGACCACUCAGUACAUCAGGAGAUCACAGAGUUCCUGAAGUCAGAGAACAGAUCAAAGAAACUCUCUGAGAUCCACUGCUCUGCUCUGGCCUACAUGCUGCAGAUGUCAGAAGAGGUUCUGGAUGAGUUUGACCUGAAGAAGUACAAAACAUCAGCGGAGGGGAAACUAAGACUAAUUCCAGCUGUGAGGAACUGCAGGAAGGCUGUACUUACUUACUGUAAACUCUCAGAGGCUCAAUGUGAAGUCGUGGCCUCAGCUCUGAAGUCUGACCCCUCCCAUCUGAGAGAUCUGGACCUGAGUCAGAAUGAUCUGGAGGAUUCAGGAGUGGAGCUGCUGAGUUCUGGACUAAAGAGUCCAAACUGCAGACUGGAGGCUCUCAGACUGAGUGGCUGCAGGUUGUCAGAGAUCAGCUGUUCUGCCCUGAUCUCAGCUCUGAAGUCCAACCCCUCCCAUCUGAGAGAGCUAGACCUGAGUCUCAACUACAAUCUGCAGGAUUCAGGAGUGAAGCUGCUGAGAGAUCUUCUGGAGAGUCCAGACUGCAGACUGAAGACUCUCAGACUGAGUGACUGCAGUUUGUCAGAAAUCAGCUGUUCUGCUCUGAUCUCAGCUCUGAAGUCCAACCCCUCCCAUCUGAGAGAUCUGGACCUGGGUGAGAACGCUCUGAAGGAUUCAGGAGUGAAGCUGCUGAGAGAUCUUCUGGAGAGUCCAGACUGCAGACUGAAGACUCUCAGACUGAGGAGCUGCAGUCUGUCAGAGAACAGCGGUUCUGCUCUGAUCUCAGCUCUGAAGUCCAACCCCUCCCAUCUGAGAGAUUUGGACCUGAGUCUCAACGAUCUGCAGGAUUCAGGAGUGAAGCUGCUGAGAGAUCUUCUGGAGAGUCCAGACUGCAGACUGGAGACUGAUCAGAAGAGGAGAGACGAUCAGAGCCACGAUCCAGAAGACCUGUGUCUCCGAUGUGGAACAGGAAGUGAAGACAGACACAAAGGUGUUUCAGAUCUUUCAACAAACCCUCCUCCAGGUCAGAUCCAGCUGGAUGAACACCUGUUCAGGUGUCCUGGUCCAGGUGAGUUCCAGUGUGCUUCGACUGGCCUGGUGUUCGUCAUGGCUCAGGAGGCGGAGCUUCUGUACAGGACGGUCCCUUGGGAUGAGAGUCUCCUCCAAUCAGCUGGCAAGCAGGCAGCAGGGCCGCUGUUCGACGUGAAGAGUUCUGUUGAAGCUGCCAUCUGCCAGCUCCACCUGCCGCACAGUGAGACAGAGGAGGUCUGGCUGAAGCAUGUACAAAACAAAACAACAGACAACAACAUUUAUAAGCCUGAGCAUCUUGGAGCCGCUGGAGGUCACACCCACUCACGUGGUGGUGAAGGUGCUUCACCUCUCUCUCUUUGGCCUGGUCUGCGAUAUCAUAAAAGGGUUCUGCUUCUGCGGAUAAAGGGCCAAGUUCUGGUGUUCCUUCAACCCCCGUUCAGAGAAGAUCAAAUACUGGAUGUAUUUCUGCUGCAGAAAAACGUCCCUAAGGAGGUUGUUAAACACCAAGGACAUGCAGUGCACAUCAAAAUCCCCCGUGACUGUGAGCUGGAACUGUAUAAAGGUUACAGUGUGCACUGUGUUGAGGGCUUCCAUAUUCAGCCUGAGCGUCAAGAAUUUGACUCAAGUUUUGGAGAAGAUUACAAUCCAACAUUUCAAGUUUUCGUGAAGACGGGCCCAGAGAGAGUGGCUUUGAAGGUCAAGGACCAAGACGGAAACGUAGUCUGGAAUUGUCUCGUGCCACUGGAAGAGAGCAGCGUCCCAGCAGAGAGCAGAGUCCCAUCAGAGAGCAGAGUCCCAGCAGAGAGCAGCGUCCCAGCAGAGAGCAGCGUCCCAGCAGAGAGCAGAGUCCCAGCAGACCAGAGGCUGCGCUCAGUUCGGACAGAGUUCAUUCAAAGAGUGACUCCAACUGUCCUGAACAACCUUCUGGAUAAACUCUUUGAGUCUGAAGUGAUCAGUGAAUCUGAAAUGAGGUUGGCCAGAACCAAACCCCAAAAUGACGGAGCACGAGAGGUGGUGGACGCGGUGCGAAAUAAAGGAGCUGCAGCCAGCAGGGUUCUGAUCAAUGCUCUCCGAGAGCUGGACCCGUAUCUUUACGAAGAGCUCAACUUGAGCUGAGGCAAAACCUUGUGGAGUGUGUGUGACAGUUGAAGUCCUGUCCUCUGUUUUGUUACCUGUACAUGUUUCCCCUUGUCCUUGAAGGUAACACAGAUUCUGAGCAAAGGCCACUUUCCUUCUCUCUUUUCUCCUGGACACCCUCCUGAGAGCAGCUACCCGUAUUGGCCUUCCUUUGGUGUUAGCUUGAGUUUUCUUUCAAGUACAUGCUUACUUUAUUACAUAAAAUACUUUAAUUUACCAGCA
Messenger RNA from Trematomus bernacchii (emerald rockcod), 4041 nucleotides. RefSeq names its product protein NLRC3-like. NCBI's taxonomy places the organism in Eukaryota, Metazoa, Chordata, Actinopteri, Perciformes, Nototheniidae. Gene Ontology annotation, biological process: regulation of apoptotic process. The record is from RefSeq and is a predicted model, not a curated record. The transcript has 16 exons. The annotation marks the transcript as partial. Gene Ontology annotation, molecular function: protein binding.